AUGCCUGAUCACGAGCUCCUCACCGAUGACUAUGUCGCCAAACUGCUGGCCCAAGAGGCUCAGGACUGCUCGCUGAAGUACUCCGCCAUGGGUCUGGACGCCUAUAAGUCGGCCAAACGCCCUGCAAACCAACCCAAGCCGAAUACCCGCUUCCUAAACAACAUCAUCCGCGAUACCAACAGUCACAACCGGGCGCUUCUCGCCAAGGAGAAGGACGAAUCCAAAGCGCGGCUGCGCGAUCUCGAGCAUGCCGAGCAGGAGAAGCAACAUGCAGAAGAGCGCAAGUCGCAGAAAUCACGGCCUGGACCCCGCGACACUCGGAAGCGCAUGCUUGGUGACAUUGCCGCUAUAAUCGGUGGACCGUCUAAGAGGCGCAGGACCGAGCGCAAUGAUAGACCUGCGAGCAAUGCCUCAGAAUGGGCACAGUUCGCCGACAGCAACGACUCCGAUCGAAGAAGGAAGACUGCAGGUCAGGGCCAGAAGCGCGAAACGGAAAGCAGCAACAUGGGCAAGGAACUCUUCUCGGAAUCACCUGGAAACCGCCAUCGUAGCCGUCAUCGGGACAGAGACAAUCCAUCUGGCAGAUCCAACUCACCAGUAGGACAUCGAAGCCGAAGGCAGCGAGAACGUUCACCACGGCGCAAGGGGGAUCUGUUUGACGAUCGCGGACACUCUGAUAGGGGAAAGCGCCUCGAAACCGCUCCAUCCGAUUCCAAAGAAGACUCCUCCGACUCCGACCCUCUCGAAGACAUCAUCGGCCCAGCACCUCCCGACAAGCCUACUGUGCGACGCCGUGGACGCGGCGCUAAUUCCGCUACGUCUGGCAUAGAUAGUCGAUUUGCGCCUGACUACGACCCCACGACCGAUGUCACUCCAGAGCCCGAGGAUAUCGUUGGGGACUGGGACGAUGCGGUCGAGACAUUCCGCGAUCGCCAGAAGUUGAAGCAACAAGGUGCGGCUAGACUCCGUUCCGCAGGCUUCACCGAGGAUCAGGUCCGAAAAUGGGAGAAGGGCGAUCAGAAGGACGAGUCAGACGUGCAGUGGAACAAGCGAGGAGGCGUGAGGGAAUGGGACCGCGGCAAGGUGGUCGAUCAAGACAGAAGCGUGGCCGUCAAGGCGGAAUGGGGUCGGCUAAAAGACACGUAG
Molecule: messenger RNA, 1146 nt
Organism: Anthostomella pinea
Lineage: Eukaryota; Fungi; Ascomycota; Sordariomycetes; Xylariales; Xylariaceae
Source: the annotation of a GenBank genome assembly